Molecule: messenger RNA, 1321 nt
Organism: Myotis daubentonii (Daubenton's bat)
Lineage: Eukaryota; Metazoa; Chordata; Mammalia; Chiroptera; Vespertilionidae
Product: SLA class II histocompatibility antigen, DQ haplotype D alpha chain-like
Exons: 4
Coding region: 72-839 (255 amino acids)
Biological process (GO): immune response; antigen processing and presentation
Cellular component (GO): membrane; MHC class II protein complex
Source: RefSeq, a predicted model, not a curated record
CUUCUUCAGCUUGGUCCUCCCAUUGCUCUACAACUCAGAGCAGCAACUGCUGAGACCACCUUGAGAAGAGGAUGGCCCUAAACAGAGCCCUGAUUUGGGGGGCCCUCGCCCUGACCACCUUGCUGAGUCGCUGUGGAGGGGAAGACAUUGUGGCUGACCAUGUUGCUGCCUAUGGCGCAAGCUUCUACCAGUCUUACGGUCCCUCAGGCCAGUACACUUUUGAAUUUGAUGGAGACGAGGAGUUCUACGUGGACCUGAAGAAGAGAGAGACUGUCUGGCGGCUGCCUGGGUUAAGUGAAUUUGGAGGUUUUGACCCACAGGGUGGACUGAGAAAUGUGGCUACUGCAAACCACAACCUGGACAUCCUGAUUAAACGCUACAACUCUACCGCUGCUAUCAAUGAGGUUCCUGAGGUGACUGUGUUUCCCAAGGCUCCCGUGGAGCUGGGCCAGCCCAACACCCUCAUCUGUGCCGUGGACAACAUCUUCCCUCCUGUGAUCAACAUCUCAUGGCUGAGCAAUGGGCACUCAGUCACGCAGGGUGUUUCUGAAACCAGCUUCCUGACCAAGAGGGAUCAUUCCUUCCUCAAGAUCAGUUACCUCACCUUCCUCCCUUCUGCUGACGACGUCUAUGACUGCAGGGUGGAGCACUGGGGGCUGGACCAGCCCCUCCUGAAGCACUGGGAGCCCGAGAUUCCAGCCCCCAUGUCAGAGCUGACGGAGACAGUGGUCUGCGCCCUGGGGCUGGCCGUGGGCCUCGUGGGCAUCAUCACGGGCACCGUCUUCAUUAUCCAGGGCCUGCGCCCAGCUGGUGCCUCCAGACACCAAGGGCCCUUGUGAGUCACACUCCAGAAAGGUAAGGAUUCCCAUGUGUUAGAGCUGGGACCUGGAGACACAGGACAGGAGGAAGGAGAGUGGGAAGUGAUUGUGGACACAACUGUGGUUGAAGAGUCAGUAGAAUUGGGAAAGAGUAUGAAGAUAGCACAGAGCCCCUGAGACCAAUGAAUCUCGUGUCUGUCCUGUUACUGCAGGUGCGUUCCAAUCUUAAGAGCAGAAGAGUGGACAUGCUCGGUGACCUGGCACUAUUCUGGCCAAGUCCAUCAUAUGCCUUCUCUCCUCCAAUGCCCCUCCUGUCAUCUCUUCUCUGGGACUUAAGGUGCUGUGUCCUCGCAGAGUUCACAAACCCUUGGAAUUCACCCCCUCACUUCUGACAUUUUUUCUUUUCUCAGCUGUUACCCACUAUGGAGACCCCUGGGAUAUGCCUCAUUCCUUGUGGCUCUGAUCUGAUAUCUCCAUGGAAACAAUAAAUCCCCUUUAUGAGA